AUGUCGGUGCUCUCAACGUCUGUUUGCAGCCGUGUUUGCCGGACAGUGAGCAAAAAUAACCUCAUCUCGAAACGACUACUGUCCCGUAGUAACUCGUUCAUCCAUAACUCGGGACAGGUUACUAGAUCGCAGCGUUUGAGAGUACAAGAGCGUUUGGGGGCAUGCAAUUCGUCCGCUUCCGACGAAGAUCUUAUAACUACACUGAAAGCACGGGGUCUUUUUGAUAGUUGCACUGAUGAAACCAGUUUAGCAGAGGCCCUUCAAAAGCCCCUAAAAGUGUACUGUGGCUUUGAUCCAACCGCGGACUCUCUCCAUCUGGGUAAUUUACUUGGCAUCGUGGUUCUAUCAUGGUUUCAGAGGAAGGGGCACCGUCCCAUUAUCUUAGUAGGGGGUGCAACCGGAAGAGUUGGUGACCCGUCUGGGAAAUCGCAGGAGAGACCACUACUUGAUGAGGCUACUUUGAGCACGAACGUCGCAGCGAUAAGCAACUCGGUCUUGAGGAUAUUAACACGGGCCGCCAGUAAUCCAGCGGUAGUGGUCUUGGAUAACUAUGACUGGUUUAGGAAUAUUACUUUGCUUGACUUCUUGCGGGAUGUGGGCAAGUAUGCGCGUCUAGGUAACAUGCUUUCGAAAGACAGUGUCAAGUCCCGUCUCGAUGGCGGUGUGGGCCUAAGCUUCACAGAAUUUUCUUAUCAGCUGCUGCAAGGGUAUGACUUCAUGCAUCUCUUUAGGAAUGAAUGUGUGAGCGUGCAAAUUGGAGGGAGUGACCAGUGGGGCAAUAUAACUGCUGGCACUGAGCUUGUUCGCAGGGUUCUUCGAGAGGAAGGUGCAUACGGUUUGACAUUUCCACUUCUCCUGAAAUCAGAUGGAACAAAAUUUGGUAAAUCUGCAUCUGGUGCGAUAUGGCUGUCAAAAGAGAAGCUUUCACCAUACCACUUCUACCAGUAUUUGCUGAAUACGGCUGAUGGUGACGUUAUCCGGCUUCUUCGCAUGCUCACCUUUCUAUCACUCGACGAGAUAGCGAGUAUUGAAGGCUCCAUGGCUGAAGCGGGCUAUAUACCGAACACUGCGCAGCAGAUAUUGGCGGCAGAAGUGACGCGAUUCGUUCACGGGCAGGAUGGACUCGACGAGGCUAUACGAGCAACAGAGAGUUUACGGCCAGGCACAGAAACAGUUCUUGAUGCCGCAGCUCUCGAGUUGGCUUCUGAUACGAUUCCGUCCGUCGCCAUAAGCAGGGUUGCUGUCGUUGAUAAUCUCGUGACAGAUGUUGUAGUGGUCUCGGGACUCUUAGAAAGUAAAGGCGCUGCGAAAAGAAUGCUUCGCAACGGAGGUAUACGCGUUAACAACAACAAAGUCACAGAUGAAACACGAACCAUAGUAGAAGGAGACAUCAUCGGUGACAAUAUGCUCCUACUCGCAGCUGGGAAGAAGAAUAAGCUUCUGAUAAGACUAGAUGAACGUGAAUGA
Ostreococcus tauri is the source of this 1467-nucleotide messenger RNA. RefSeq names its product Aminoacyl-tRNA synthetase, class Ic. Gene Ontology annotation, molecular function: tyrosine-tRNA ligase activity; RNA binding; ATP binding. Lineage: Eukaryota; Viridiplantae; Chlorophyta; Mamiellophyceae; Mamiellales; Bathycoccaceae. Gene Ontology annotation, biological process: tyrosyl-tRNA aminoacylation. The record is from RefSeq and is a predicted model, not a curated record. Gene Ontology annotation, cellular component: mitochondrion; chloroplast stroma; cytosol. Bases 1 to 1467 code for a protein of 488 amino acids. The transcript has a single exon.